GUGACGCAUGCGCACUCCAGUCAAGCCAUUUUUGGCGGUGGUGCGCUCUCUGCGGAGGCCGCCGAAGAGAGGCAAAGAUGGUGAAGCUGACGGCGGAGCUCAUCGAGCAGGCGGCGCAGUACACCAGCGCCGUGCGAGACCGGGAGCUCGACCUCCGUGGUUACAAGAUUCCUGUAAUAGAGAAUUUGGGUGCCACAUUGGACCAGUUUGAUACUAUUGAUUUCUCCGACAAUGAGAUUCGGAAAUUGGACGGUUUUCCACUGCUGAGGAGAUUGAAAACAUUGCUGAUGAAUAACAACAGAUUAAGCCGAAUAGGUGAAGGACUUGAACAGUCUUUGCCAAAUCUCACUGAACUCAUACUUAUCAACAAUAACAUCUUGGAAUUGGGUGAUCUUGAUCCUUUGGCAACUAUCAAAUCCCUAACUUAUCUGAGCGUUUUGAGGAAUCCUGUAACAAAUAAAAAGCAUUAUAGGCUAUAUAUCAUCCACAAGGUUCCACAGGUCAGAGUGCUGGAUUUCCAAAAAGUGAAAUUAAAAGAGCGUCAGGAGGCAGAGAAAAUGUUCAAGGGCAAGCAGGGUGCUCAGCUUGCAAAGGAUAUUGCCAGGAGAGCCAAAACUUUUAACCCAGGUGCUGGUUUGCCUACUGAUAAAAAGAAGGCUGGACCCUCCCCAGGAGAUGUGGAGGCUAUAAAGAAUGCCAUCGCAAAUGCCUCGACUCUAGCCGAAGUGGAGAGGCUGAAAGGCUUGCUGCAGGCUGGUCAAAUACCUGGCAGGGACCGUAAAACUGGUCCUUCAGAUGAGGCUGUGGAAGAGAUGGAGGAAGAUACAGUUGCCAAUGGAUCUUAAUUUUUUUUUUUUACACCUUGGAUAAUCUACAAUGUACUAUUGUUUGGUUUUUUUUCUUUCUGGAUUAUAUUUUUUGUUGUGUUAAGAAGCAACUAUGAAAAUACUCCAAUUGUAGUUUGUAAAUUUUAUACUGUACAUUUGCAGUUAAAUAAAACUGCAUUUUUUUGAACUGGAUCACACCAUGAUGUGAACUUUUUACCAUGUUUAAACUAUGUUCAACUAGAGUAAUACCCUAAUAAACUAGCAGUACUAGA
This is a messenger RNA of Thamnophis elegans (Western terrestrial garter snake), 1099 nucleotides long. RefSeq names its product small nuclear ribonucleoprotein polypeptide A' (gene SNRPA1). Lineage: Eukaryota; Metazoa; Chordata; Lepidosauria; Squamata; Natricidae. The record is from RefSeq and is a predicted model, not a curated record. The transcript is spliced from 9 exons. Gene Ontology annotation, cellular component: U2 snRNP. The coding region runs from base 78 to 845 and encodes 255 amino acids. Gene Ontology annotation, molecular function: protein binding; U2 snRNA binding. Gene Ontology annotation, biological process: mRNA splicing, via spliceosome.